UCCGCCCCGCGCCGCGCCCGCCGCGCCGCUCCGCUCCAGCAUGCACGGAGGAUGCUCGCGUCUUGCUCAGGCAGGAAGGGGCCGGAGGGCAGGUACCCGCUGCACUACCUCGUCUGGCACAACCGAGCCCGUGACCUGGACCGAGAGCUCAGCGCCAAGCAGGCUGACAUUGAGCAACUCGACCCCCGAGGACGCACCCCACUGCACCUGGCCACCACACUGGGUCACCUUGAGUGUGCCAAGGUGCUCCUGAAACAUGGUGCCGAUGUGGGCAAGGAGAACAGAAGUGGCUGGACAGUCCUGCAGGAGGCUGUGAGCACCCGUGACCUGGAGCUGGUGCAGCUGGUUCUGCGCUACCGUGACUACCAGAGAGCCAUCAAACGUCUGGCUGGGAUCCCCAUUCUGCUGGAGAAACUGCGCAAGGCCCAGGACUUCUACGUGGAGAUGAAGUGGGAAUUCACCAGCUGGGUGCCACUGGUGUCCAAGAUUUGCCCCAGUGACACCUACAAGGUGUGGAAGAGUGGCCAGAACCUGCGGGUGGACACCACGCUGCUGGGCUUUGACCAUAUGACCUGGCAGCGGGGCAACCGCAGCUUUGUCUUUCGAGGUCAAGACACCAGUGCAGUGGUGAUGGAGAUAGACCAUGACCGGCGAGUGGUCUACUCGGAGACACUGGCCCUGGCUGGACAUGACCAGGAGGUGCUGCUGGCUGCUGUGCAGCCCACCGAGGAGCAGGUGAUGGGGCGGCUGACGGCCCCUGUCGUCACUACCCAGCUUGAUACCAAGAACAUCGCCUUUGAGAGGAACAAGUCUGGCAUCCUGGGCUGGAGGAGUGAGAAGACAGAAAUGGUGAAUGGGUAUGAGGCCAAGGUCUAUGGUGCAUCCAACGUGGAGCUGAUCACGCGGACUCGGACCGAGCACCUCUCAGACCAGCACAAGGGCAAGAGCAAAGGCAGCAAGACCCCCCUGCAAUCCUUCCUGGGCAUCGCUGAGCAGCAUGUGGGGCCCAACAACGGGACGCUGAUCACGCAGACUCUGAGCCAUGCCAACCCCACCGCCAUCACCCCUGAGGAGUACUUCAACCCCAACUUCGAGCUGGGCAACCGGGACAUGGGGCGGCCCAUGGAACUCACCACCAAGACACAGAAGUUCAAGGCAAAGCUGUGGCUGUGUGAGGACCACCCGCUGUCCCUCUGCGAGCAGGUCGCCCCCAUCAUUGACCUCAUGGCAAUAAGCAACGCGCUCUUCGCCAAGCUGCGGGACUUCAUCACCCUGCGCCUCCCGCCCGGCUUCCCCGUCAAGAUUGAAAUCCCCAUCUUCCACAUCCUCAAUGCCCGCAUCACCUUCGGGAACCUCAACGGGUGUGACGAGCCCGUCAGCUCCCUGCGGCACAGCCCCAGCAGCGAGGCACCUUCGCCCAGCAGCGACUCCUCCAGCGUUAGCAGCUCCAGCUCCUUGACUUCCUGCCGAGCGUGUGAGAUGGACCCGGCGCUGUUCGAGGUGCCACGGGGGUACAGCGUGGUGGGCACCCACCAGGAUGCCCUGCGGGAAGAUGAGGAUGACCUGCUGCAGUUUGCCAUCCAGCAGAGCCUGCUGGAAGCGGGCAGCGAGUACGACCAGGUCACCAUUUGGGAAGCGCUGACUAACAGCAAGCCUGGCACCCACCCCAUGUCACACGAAGGUCGCCGAGGAGACAGGUUGGUAAAGUCUGGCCAGUACCCCCCCGGGGGGGACCGGGAGUGGGAGCCAGCCCCGCGGCGACCCUCGCUGAAGACCCUGCCACCCCCCAGGACUCCCCAGCACACAGCAGCCCCCCGUCCCCCUGUCACCCCAGCCCCGGGGGGGGGGCGGGGGGGGGCCCAGCGCCCUGUUCCCCAGCUACGCGGAGCAGCUGCGGUUGGCCAUGGCACUCUCGGCGCGGGAGCAGGAGGAAGCGGAGCGCCGGACACGCCAGGAGGAAGAGGAGCUGCAGCGCAUCCUGCAGCUCUCGCUGACAGAGAAGUGACCCCGAGUCCCCACUGAGCCCCCUCCCACCGGGCAUGGAGACACGGCCAGUGCUGUGUCUGGGGGCACAGAGCGAGAAUGGGGUGGGGAGAACCAGCCCAGGGACUGUGGAGGGCAAAUAGGGAGGAGGGUGUGCAGGAUUCGGCCUUGCAUUGGGAAGAUUGUCCCCAUAGUUGAGGCAGUACAAAGACGCAAGGGGUGACACCCCACAGCAGGGUAGGAUGGAGGUGACAGUCCUGCAUCUAGGGUGACGGGGGGGGGGGGGGGGGGGGGCAACCCUACAGACUGCACCGCACCCUGGGACAGCCCUAGACCCCCUACAACCACCCUAUCGGAUGCAGCUCAGCAUCUCGGGGUGGGGGAAUAUCCUGCCCCAAAUGGAGGGGGGGAGGGGCUGCCAGUUGUGUGAGGUCCUGGGGACUCCCCAGAGCUAGGGGAUUCUGCCCAGUCCUCACAGCCUCCCUGCCCAGGCGCUAUGAAGUGCACUUACCCAGGAGCUGCUCUGCCUGCCAACGCGCAGGGGUGGGGAGGCUCAGCCCCGUUGCAUCCCCCAGCCAGCGUGGGGCUGCACAGCCACCCCCCAUCUCGGUGUGGGGGCCUGCUGGGGCAGCUGAGGGGGUGCCUGUGAAAGGCUGCCUGGUGUCACAACCACUUCUAUCCUGCUCGCACCCCUUCUGUCCUGCUUGGAUACCCCCUGCCCUUGGCAGCGCUGCACCCCGUCUACCCGGGCACUGACCCUGAGAGAAACCUUACGUCAAAUGGUGCUAACCUCGGGCUGCUCCUCCUUUGCACAUGGGGGGCUGGGGGCUGCAGGGGGGCCGGCUCACUCCCCUGGGACUUUUCGUAGCCGGUGCCCCCCUACCAUGCACCCCACAAGCGACGUCUGGGCCAAGGCCGGGGGAGCCCGAGCAGCUCCGACCGCGGCCAACACCAAUAAAUGCUCUUUAAUGUUUGUC
This is a messenger RNA of Pogoniulus pusillus (Red-fronted tinkerbird), 2960 nucleotides long. It is a transcript of the gene ANKRD13B, whose product is annotated as ankyrin repeat domain 13B. Lineage: Eukaryota; Metazoa; Chordata; Aves; Piciformes; Lybiidae. Gene Ontology annotation, molecular function: protein binding. The record is from RefSeq and is a predicted model, not a curated record. The coding region runs from base 52 to 2022 and encodes 656 amino acids. Gene Ontology annotation, cellular component: cytoplasm. The transcript has 14 exons.